GCCCCCGACGGCGGAUCGAGGUGCACCGCUGGCCGCCCCCGACGGCGAAUCGAGCUACGCCGCUGGUAGAGUGUUGAACUUCCUCCCGCAGCUUCAAUCAACCCUUGUUCAGUUGUGCAUUGCCGGCCUCCUACCUCCAUUGCUACGCUAGCUGCUGGAGGAAAAGGUGUCACCCGUCACCUGGUGUGACUUUUCCUGAGGUUCCUCUCCUCCCGACAGCCACGACGGAUAGGAGCUGGUUGCAUGGCACACUAUUUUCCAAUGAAUAUGUCACUGUUGUCAAGGAAUUUAUGGACUUCAUUAAAGAAAAUUUUGGUGACAAUGAUGAGAUUCUCUGCCCAUGUGCUAGAUGCCUAAAUCAAAAGUACCUAGAUCAGGCCAAUGUCAAGAACCACAUAUUGAUGAAUGGUAUGGACUGUACAUAUACUCGAUGGAUAUAUCAUGGAGAGGACAUUAAUCUAGAUGCUAAUGAACUUCCUGUGCAUGAUAGUGAUACUGGUUCCCUACAUGGGAUGGGUGUCCUUGAGGAUGAUAGCAAUGGUGAUGAUCGGCUUGAGGGGAUUCUAAGGGAUUUACAAACUGCAGAAGAACAAUGUAGAACUGAUGGUGAAAAUCAAGAUGGAAACAGUGACGAUGGAAACCCGAUGGAUAAGGGCUCAUUUUUGGAUCAUGUGAUGAAGGAGGCAAAGUGUCAACUUUAUCUAGGUUGCAGCAAAUUUUCAAGGUUCUUCUUUGUAGUAAAGCUACUUCAUAUGAAGUCACUUUAUAGAAUUACCAAUACUGCAUUUUCUGCAAUUUUAAAGAUAUUGAUUGAAGCAUUUCCAGAUUUCAAUACACUCCCAAAGUCAUAUAAUGAAGCAAAGAAACUUCUAAAGGAUUUAGGACUUGGAUAUGAAUCAAUCCACGUGUGCUUUAACAAUUGUGUUCUGUUCCGGAAGAAUUAUGCUAAGCAUGAUAAUUGUCCAAUUUGUCAUUUGUCAAGAUGGAAAGACCCUGAAAGAAAGAAGGUUCCACAGAAAGUAUUGCGUUAUUUUCCGUUGGCACCUAGGCUAAAGAGAAUAUUUGCUUCCAAGCAGGGUGUAGAAGAUGCACAAUGGCACAAGUUAAAGAGGGAGCCUAGUGAAAAGGAAAUGAGUCAUCCUGCUGAUGGUGAGGCAUGGCAAGAUUUUGAUAGAGAAUAUCUAGAUUUUGCCAAAGAUCCAAGAAACCUCAGACUUGGCCUUGCUACAGAUGGAUUUAAUCCCUUUGGCAAUUUUAAUACAAAGUACAUCAUGUGGCCUGUAUUUGUUGUUCCAUACAACUUUCCCUUUGUUGAUUUAUAGCCUCUUGUAGAAGAUUUGAUUAAGCUUUGGAAGGGUGUGUCCACUUAUGAUGCUGUUAGUGACAAAAAGUUCAAUCUCCGUGCUGCAGUUUGAUGGUGUUUUCAUGACUAUCCUGCUCUAAGUACUCUUUCUGGAUGUACUACGAAAGGCUAUUUUGCAUGUACUCAUUGUGACAAGAAUCCUCUUUCAUAUGGCCGAAGGAUUAAAAUUGUGUAUAUAGGUCACUACUGUUUCUUACCAAAGGGACAUCGUUUGCGGAGGAACAAUGAAUUUGUUGGGCUUCAUGGAACCAAUGAUCCACCGGGUAAAUUUUCUAAAAAAGAGUUGCUAGCAAAAUUAGAGAAGGUAAGCCAUGUUAGACCUGGGAUCAAGCAACCAGCAAGCAAAAAACGGACGCGUCCUGAAAUGGACAGUGGCAACAGUGCUCAUGUGAGAAUUUGGAGCCAGAAGGUUUGUUUGUGGGACUUGGAAUAUUGGAAAAAUUUGAAGCUGAGACAUAAUCUUGAUGUCAUGCACAUUGAGAAGAAUAUAUGUGAGAGCUUGAUUGCCACAAUUCUCAAUAUACUUGGGAAGACAAAGGACACGGUGAAUGCUAGGCUUGUGUUUGGACAGCAUUAAAUCGUGUGAUGUUAAUUUACUUUUGCUAAGAACUGAAGUCCUGUUCAAUAAAUAGUAAUUUGUCUAUUAUAUUUUCACUUCACUUAGAAAUGAAUCCAUAUGAAGCGUUGCAUCUACAACAAUGUAUGCGGAAUGGUGCAAGGCUGCAACAGUUUGGACUUCCUGCUCUAGCCACCAUGCUUGGAAAAAAUGCGGCCAUUCCUCCUUACAAGAAUUUGCCAAAGCGUAGUAAUGGGCAGGACUCUGAUUCUGAUUAUGAUCCUGACCAGGACGAUAACUGUGAAGGUGAUUUGUGUGCUGCUAACAAAGCUAAGGAAGCAUUGAAGGUCUCAAAGAAGACUUGCAAGGAAACCAGUAACAAAAGUUCUGCUAACAUGGCUCCUGGUGGGGUGAAGCCUCGGUCUAAGAAGAGAGUUGUUGCAGAUCAGCAAUCAACUAGAACUAUAAGGCC
Molecule: messenger RNA, 2391 nt
Organism: Panicum virgatum (switchgrass)
Lineage: Eukaryota; Viridiplantae; Streptophyta; Magnoliopsida; Poales; Poaceae
Exons: 3
Coding region: 291-1322 (343 amino acids)
Source: RefSeq, a predicted model, not a curated record